GUUCUUUCUCGUUUGCAUGCACCACGCAUGAUCGGCUUCGUUGAGCGCAUUACUUUACUUAAGUCACUUAAAGUUAUCUCGUCGUUGACGCGUGGUAUAUGAAACAGUUUCAGAUAUUUCAAAGCACUCUUUGAUGAUCACUGUUUGCAACGGGAGGUGUUGGACCGAUGAGAUUCUUAACAGAGCUUCCAUUGUGUAAUCGUAGUAGGCAGGUGGUUUUACAAAUUCAUUCAUGAAUUUUUCAAUUAGACUGCGUGGUGCCAGUGAUUCCCGAUUGUGAUCGAUAAUUUACUCGAACCUACCAAACAAUCGAUAACAUUGAUCGAGUGAUUAGACUCUAUAAGUGCCAACAACGAGCAAGAAAGAAUGUUAUCUUCGUCAAAUUUGAGUUGCGCGACGGCGGCGGGGGUAACUUUGACGGCCACGACGGCGGCAAGCGUCGCGGCGGCGGCCGCCGCGUCCAUCCAACAUGGUACGACUUCGCCCCAAAGAUCUCCGACAUCAGAAGAACACUCGUCAAUCGACAAAACCGAAAUUAACGAAGCUGUUACCAAAGUUUUAAAGGGUUACGAUUGGACUUUAGUACCUAUCGCCACCAAAGCAUCGUCCGACAAAAGAAAACUUCACGUCAAAAGGCCAAUGAACGCGUUUAUGGUUUGGGCACAGGCUGCACGUCGAAAAUUGGCAGAUCAAUAUCCACAACUACACAACGCCGAGCUAUCAAAAACGUUAGGAAAAUUAUGGAGGUUACUAAGCGACAACGACAAAAAGCCUUUUGUUGAAGAAGCGGAUCGUUUAAGGAUAAUCCAUAAGCGAAAACAUCCUGACUACAAGUACCAACCUCGCCGACGAAAACAAAAAGGACCGAACGAUUCUAUCCAUCAACUCCCUCACGGUUCGAACGUCACCUUCAGUCGAUCGCUCAAACAAGAGGAGUCUUCUCCUUGCAGUCCGCGAAGGCACAGUUCGACGUCUCCUUCUUCAUGCUCCUCUCAACCUCACAGUCCCUCAAUCACACCGCACACCUUCAAACAAUGCACAGACGUCUCGAACAAUAGUAUCGACUUCAAUCGGCUACCAGAAUUUGACAACACAUACAUUACCGAAGAUUGUUUAGACAGUAACGACCUGGACCAGUAUUUACCAGUCGAACACGGUUACCAACAGAACAUUUACCAUGACAGUUACGUAAUUAGACGCGUGUCAGAAGAUGACGAAAGUAACAACAAUAACUACAAAAGCAAAAGGGUUACGAGUGACAAUUUUCUACAAAACGGGGAAGAGCAUUCUGAUGAAAUUACAUCUAUACCAUUUGUUCGUUACCAUGAAUUGCAACCGAGCUCAUCCGGUGUCAAGACUGAAAGGUACCCAUCGCCCAAUACAACUACCAACGUGUUUACUUACCAGUCCAGUAUGCCGAUAGCGUCACCUACCGGUUAUUACACUAAUGGUAGUCAUCAGUAUUUACCCUCCUACCAAUAUUUACCCCAACGUCCCUCCACGUUCGGGAACCACACCGUUGGUAGCUAUACCAUUAGUGGAAACGCAUCUUCCGAACCAUGGAGCCACUGGAACGUUCCCGGUGAAAUAUAAUGAAAAAUCUAGUUGAAGUUUUGUACCAGUUAAUCUUUAUGUUGUUAUGUUUAGAAUAAGAUUUUGUACAGUAGAUUUAGUAAAAUAUUUUAUUCGUUUAAUAGUUUUAAGAUUACUUCGUUUUUUGUUAAACAGUUCUCUCAACUACACUUAGUAAAUUUACAUGUCAUCCCUUCAGUUGUACAUUUUUUAUUUUGUAACAAGUUAUUAUAUUUUUUUUGUAGACAACA
Agrilus planipennis (emerald ash borer) is the source of this 1823-nucleotide messenger RNA. RefSeq names its product transcription factor SOX-9-like. Gene Ontology annotation, molecular function: RNA polymerase II cis-regulatory region sequence-specific DNA binding; DNA-binding transcription factor activity, RNA polymerase II-specific. Gene Ontology annotation, biological process: regulation of transcription by RNA polymerase II. The record is from RefSeq and is a predicted model, not a curated record. NCBI's taxonomy places the organism in Eukaryota, Metazoa, Arthropoda, Insecta, Coleoptera, Buprestidae. The transcript has 3 exons. The coding region runs from base 367 to 1593 and encodes 408 amino acids. Gene Ontology annotation, cellular component: nucleus.